This is a messenger RNA of Columba livia (rock pigeon), 4770 nucleotides long. It is a transcript of the gene TRADD, whose product is annotated as TNFRSF1A associated via death domain. The transcript has 5 exons. Gene Ontology annotation, molecular function: transmembrane receptor protein tyrosine kinase adaptor activity. Bases 116 to 1036 code for a protein of 306 amino acids. Gene Ontology annotation, biological process: positive regulation of canonical NF-kappaB signal transduction; extrinsic apoptotic signaling pathway. The record is from RefSeq and is a predicted model, not a curated record. Lineage: Eukaryota; Metazoa; Chordata; Aves; Columbiformes; Columbidae. Gene Ontology annotation, cellular component: tumor necrosis factor receptor superfamily complex.
GGUUCCCCAGCGGGGCCCGCCCGGCCCGGCCCGGCGGAGCAGCGGGCGGUGCCGCGCAGAGGCGGAAGCGGCGGCGCCGAGGCCGGGUGGCGGCGGUGGCAGAAGAGUGCUGAAGAUGGCAGGCAGCUGCGCUCCUUGGAUCGGCAGCGCUUAUCUCUUCCUCCAGUCCACGUGCAAGACCAUCGUUCUGCCAUCUCUCUACGAAAGCUCCCAGAAGAAACCUAGUGUGUUCAAGGCGCUGACGCUGGCAUUAGCAGACUCCACCGGCAGCAUGAAUGGUGCGGAAAUACUCAAAGUGCACUGCAGCCACCCGCACCUGAUCGUCCAGCUCAAGUUCCUCAAGCAGGAGAACUGCCGCCGGUUCCUGCGGAGUUACCGGGAAGGAGCGCUCCAGGAGUCCCUCCAGAAUCACCUCCAGCUCUCCUUGGCCACAACCACGGUGUCUCUUGAAACAGAGCUGAAGGCUGGCAACGAGCACCUCGACAAGAUGCUGAAGGAUGAGGAUCGCUGCCUGGAGUGCAUCUACAGAGAAAAGCCUGACCGCCUGCGGGACGAAGAAAUCACAGAGCUGGAGGAAUGCCUCAAGAGCCUGAUUGUCCACGAGAGCGUCAACAACAACGUUGCUGUAAAAGACUGCGCAUCUCUGAACUCCCCAUCUCUACCUCGUCCUUCUCCAGGCAGCUCCCUUUCCCCACAAGUCACCUUCGUCUUUCAGGGACAACAGUUCGCCAACAGAACGCUCACCCCAGACGACCACCAGAAAUUCGCCAAGCUCGUGUCCAAAAAAUGGAAGCAAGUGGGUCGCUCUUUGCAGAAGAACUGCCGGGCCCUGCGUGAUCCUGUCAUUGAUAACCUGGCCCUCGAAUAUGACCGAGAGGGACUAUAUGAACAAGCCUAUCAGAUGCUUCUCAGAUUUAUCCACUCGGAGGGGAAGAAGGCCACAAUAGCGCGGCUGAUUGCAGCCCUGGAAGAAAAUAGUCUCAUCAGCUUGGCUGAGGAGCUCUUGGGCCUCCAUUCCAAUGAGGACUGCUCCUAGAGCGUGAAGGGCAGGGGCAUUGCAAAGGGCUUUCGUGCUUUAGCUAGUGUGUGAGACUGCUGCCAGCAUCUGGGAAUGGAAAGUCCUGAGAAUCACUGCAGGUUUCCGUGUAGAUGGGAAUGCCGAGGGGAGAGGUUCUGCACUUGCAGAAGCCGACACUGACCUCUGACGUUCCUGAUAUUGUUCUCUUGCCAGACAUCAACGUUACUUUCCCAGGAACUGGCGAGAGAGGCUUUCACCCUGACUUCCUUCAGGACCGAAAUGCCCCAGGGAAGCAGCCAGACAGUCAUAGAGCCAUAGGGGAGGGUGGGGGAGAGGAGGAAACCAAGGAAGGUGUCUCGGACAAUUUCUCUGGGAAGCAGAUGCCGCCACUGUUUCUCAAACUGUGGCCCAGGGCCAUCACCUGCAGAGCUGCCGUAUAUAUUUUUAUAUUGAUGACAUUUAUGCCCUCAGGCAUGACGUCAAGCGAAGGCAGAGGGGAAAUUAAGGAAAAGUCAGUUUUAUAUUAUUUUCCUUCAUUCUUCAAAUGAGGAACAUCUGUGGCAAGUACCUCUGUCCUGCCCUGCCCUAGGAUAGCUCCUUCCCACCUCUCACCAACUGAAAGUUUCCCUUUUACCUGGGACAGUCACAGUCCUCCACAGGGCACAAGAUUGCUGUUGUAGAACCAAUUCCACACACUGAACAAGCAAUAUGGACAAACACAAAUUCAGAGAAAGAUUCCCAACUCUUUCUGGACCAUGGUGGGCAACAGAAUAUUGACUACAUUGCGCUUAGCUCUUUCCCACCAACCCCAGGGAGCCUGCGUCUUUGGAAAGCAAAACACAGUGCUGGAAGGAAAAGAAACAGCCUCCUAGUCAGCGGGUUACCUGUGAAGUGCAGAUUGGAACUGCUGCUCUAAGGGCUGUUGCAGCAUCAAAUCCCAUCCUGAUCCCAGCCCGUGGUGCUGAGCGAUCACCUGGGAUCAGCCAACUGCUAAUUAGUGCCUUUGCUGUUUUCGAAACCGCCUGAUGAGCCCACCAGAGGGGACAGCUCACGCCAUCGUGUCUCACGAGAGUCGGGAUUUGCACAGAGCCUUUCCCUGGCAGCGUUGUCACUGGGCGACAAUUGGGCAUCAGCUGCUGUGCCUGGAUUUACCUGCCCUGACUUUAAGGGUUUAAAAUGGCUGAAAGGACAAAGCACCCAAAGCCCAGGGCUGACUCGGGCUUCCAGUUCCAGUGGGAGAAGCUGACUUUCCUGGUGUGGUUGAUGCAGGCUGAAACAGAGCAGAGUUUACACCUUUGCCUGUAACAAAGUAGCAAGUAUCUCACAUGACACAGGUCCCGUGAAGCACAACAGCAGCUUGAUUACCUUUGACAUGUUCCCUAUGCUUUCCUGAUAUAUUUUUUACUUCCUUUUUCAUUAAUUCUAUCCCUCUUUGCCCUUCCUUUCUGUGGGAAUAGCCGGUGGGCCUUAUUUCUGAUGCAGAGGGCAGCUCUGCCAGCACAUGUAAAACCCACGUGUGCACAGAAGUGUUGGGCCACUGGCUGUCAUGGUAGGAUCGGCUUUCAGACAGGCAAGCCCUGAUCGCCUUUUAAACCAGAACUCCCCUCUUAAUCAUUCCUGGAGUCAAAGCUGUAGUUUGGUAGGGAUGGACGCAACGUGAGAUUCAGUUUUGGGCUCAGGACCGAGCUCCUGGGGCUGAUGCCGCUACCUUGGAUUCUGCCAAAACACAUGCCGUGAGCAUCAGCUACCUGAAGGCCCAGAUGAGGAGGAUUUUGGUGACCAGCUUCUCCCCAGCUGGGGUCCACACGCCUCAGAUAUGCUGAGCAUCACGUUCCGCAGCGUAAGCCUGUGGAACCUGGCUUCCUUCUGUAGCUUUUUAAUCCCCAAAGUUAUGUACACAAUGUGGAAAGGAAAUGGAGGGGUCAGAGAUGGGGAGAAUGUUGUCAGGGUGUGAGUGAAUCUAUUGCUGUCUUGCCCUUGGCUUCAAAGGAAGCAGAACUUCAUGCAGGCACCAUCUCUACAAAGGCUGUGGCUCCAUGACCUGUUAUUAAGCCAUUCUGUGUCACUGCUCUUGCAGUCUCAUCUCCCCCGUUCCUGCUCAAUGUCCUACCCUCUCACAGUAGUACCAGUGCUCUUCCCAAAAUUAGGCAACUCUCUCUGACAGUUUUGCUUUUGGGACCAGCAGGGUAAUACUGAUCUUAGUUAGUUUAGGCAGCUGUGGAACCAUACCUCAAAGCAUUUAGCUUUCCUGCCAGAUCCCAACUAGGAAACGGUGUUUGGCAGCAACCCACCUGACAAAUGGUAUUGAAAACAAAACAAAACAAAAAUAUACAAAACAAACCAAACAAAACUACAUCAGAAGCUUGAAAAUUACUUUAACAGCAAGAGGGUUGCUCUUGACUUUGCAAGAAAGACUUUAGUAAACAAGGUGAUGUGCAUAGCCUGCUGUCCUAUUUCUAAUGAAUAUUUCCAAGCUCUCAGGCUAGCUAUUCACAUGCACAACUUUCAUAUACAGUUAUAAGACAGCCACUGAGUAGUGAGAGCUGCUGGCUUUUAUAGCAUCUGUUAAUGCUCAAAAUGAGAAAAGCUUAUUAUUCAGCAUCCACUUCAAGUCCAAAAAACUUUUUGCUGCUAUUACUGUAUUACAGAGGACUAAGCAUGAAUGCUUUUUUUCUUAAUGCAAACCUUGUGCAUUUUAUUCCUCUGCCAGCAAUUGGCAUAUGUGUUUCCUCUUACUCACAGAUUCCUUCUCAAAAGUGCCAUUAAGUGCUGGAGCUCCUGGCAAACUUUCUGGAAUAUCAUCAUCUUUAACAGCAUUCACAGGUGCCUUCAUUGCAGAGACUCAAAGAAAAAGGGUUUUCCAGUGCUAUUCCAUGGUGGAAUUGUGUUGAGCAAUUGUGUGAUUAACUAGAUUGAGUACACAACGUCAUUUGCAUUGAUUUGGCAGUUGACUGGGGCUUGACUAUGAAUUUACUCCUGUUUUAUGCAGAAGAUUUUACAGCAGUUUUAUACUGCUGUGCAAAGACAAGGGAACUCACAUGCCACAGGUAAAGAAGCAGCACUCACGAAGGAAAAACAACAUUAGCAGAGAUUUGUUUAAGAACUUAGAGGUGUGUAUUUGCCUGGGAUAGUAAUAUAAUGUGUAGAACUGAAGAAAGAGCUGGAUGUUGGGGGUUCUUGCAGGUACCCCAGAAACUCAGCACUAUGUGCCAGACCAAGGGCUACAAUUGUAUAAUCACAGGAUAGUUUGGGUUGUAAGGGACCUUCAAAGCUCAUCCAGUGCCACCCCUGCCAUGAGCAGGGACAUCUUCACCAGCUCAGGUUGCUCAGAGCCCCAUCCAGCCUGGCCUGGGAUGUCUCCAGGGAUGGGGCAUCCACCACCUCUCUGGGCAACCUGGGACAGUGUUUCACCACCCUCAGUGUAAAACAAUGAGUGACUGCCUGGCUGUCACACCAUUGGAAGAGGAGCAUGUUGGUGCUUUCUUCCUUGCCUGUGCAAAGUUCGUUGCGCAGAUACUGCACCUACUCAGAUGCCAGACACGCAAGCGACACUCCCUUACUACUAUUUAUACCGAUUAGCUCAUGUCUAGUGUAGGAGAUAAGCCAUGGGCAGUGCUGCUGCUGCUAAAUUUGGCCUUGUCCCAUAACAGCUCUUCUCUAUGUAUGAGAUAUGUCUGGGAAAAGAAAAAAUUCUGGGGUGGUGGUGGUGGUUCAGAAUCAAACAUGCAGCAAACCAGCACACAAUAACACAA